ACUUGCAUGUGUCCAUUCCACUCCUAGCUUUGUUUCCCAACUAAGAGAGAAGUCUGAUUGUCAUAAGAAAGGUCUAAAGCCACAACUCCAAAAUGUCUGAUCAGGAAGAGUUUGAGGAAGAGAUUAUUGAGGAACCGGAAGAGCCUGAAGAAGUAAUUGAGCCGGAGCCGGAGCCGGAGCCAGAGCCACCGAAACCGGCGCCUCCUCCUAAAGUUGCUCCACCGCCAAGAGCUCCAAUGGUUCAGAAAGAGGCAAUUGUCAAAAGAAGUUGUAAGAUCUCAGCAUCACGCAAGCUCCACCUUAAGAUUCUGAUGCUGGGCAAAGCCAAAGAAGACCUAGAAAAAGAAAUAGCUGAACGAAAUGAAGAGAAGGAAAAAUUCCUUGCAGAACGUGUACCUCCACUCAACUUCAGUGGCCUUUCUCUUACUGAUUUGCAAAAUUUGUGCAAAGAACUUCAUCAGAGAAUUGAGAUUGUUGAUGAAGAAAGGUAUGACUUUGAGUUCAAAGCUGGCAAGAACAGCUAUGAGAUUCAUGAUCUGUCCCUGAAAAUUCUUGACCUUAGAGGGAAGUUUAAGCGACCCACUUUGCGCAGGGUCCGUGUUUCUGCUGAUGCUAUGUUGCGUGCCUUGUUGGGUUCCAAGCACAAAGUAUCUAUGGAUCUGCGAGCCAACCUGAAGUCAGUCAAAAAGGAUGAUGCAGAAAAGGAACGUAAUGUUGAGGUGAGCGACUGGCGUAAGAACGUGGAAGCCAAGUCGGGCAUGGAGGGUAGAAAGAAGAUGUUUGAUGCUGCUAACCAAUAAUCCGUGCGAGGCAUUUCCACUUCUUUGAAAGCAAAAAGAAAGAAAGUGUUCGCUGGUUUCUUUACUUGCAGUCCUGCAGUGUUCAGCAUGGCACAUCCUUACAUUAUAAAGUAUUUUAAUACAUGGUUUUAACGUUCACAACCACCUGCUGAGAUCCAUCCGCACUAUUAGACUUCUUAAAUUUUUGGUGACUAAUGAUAAAUUUUGACAAGGCUAUGUUCAAAAAUAACUUGCUGUCUUGUAACCAAAAAUGAACAGUAAAGUAUGUACUUAUAACUGGG
Molecule: messenger RNA, 1081 nt
Organism: Carcharodon carcharias (great white shark)
Lineage: Eukaryota; Metazoa; Chordata; Chondrichthyes; Lamniformes; Lamnidae
Product: troponin I, slow skeletal muscle-like
Exons: 10
Coding region: 93-800 (235 amino acids)
Biological process (GO): muscle contraction
Cellular component (GO): troponin complex
Source: RefSeq, a predicted model, not a curated record